Messenger RNA from Ylistrum balloti, 898 nucleotides. RefSeq names its product peroxisomal membrane protein 4-like. NCBI's taxonomy places the organism in Eukaryota, Metazoa, Mollusca, Bivalvia, Pectinida, Pectinidae. The coding region runs from base 1 to 609 and encodes 202 amino acids. The record is from RefSeq and is a predicted model, not a curated record. The transcript is spliced from 4 exons. Gene Ontology annotation, cellular component: peroxisomal membrane.
AUGGCGAUGGCGUUGGUUGAAAGUGUAAAUCGUCUGCUUGCGUCCGGCAAUUACCAGCCGUUGCUGUCAGUGAUCAAGGGAUUUCGAAAUGGAGCCGUGUAUGGAGCAAAAGUCCGAUUUCCUCAUUCAUUGGUGAUGACACUGCUGUUCAAACGAGGCAGUAUAAAGGACAUGUCUAAGGGGAUAUUGGAGGCGACCUACACCCACUCUCGUAACCUGGCACUUUUUGUGUUCGCAUACAAGGCUCUGACAAACCUAAUGGCUGUGGCUCAGAGUAAACCUGAACAGUUCCACUCGUUUUUAGCAGCAUUUGGGGCAGGGUACUUCAUAUUUGGGAAGUACAACAAGGUCAAUGAACAGAUAAACCUGUAUCUCUUGUCACGGAUCCUAUAUGGACUUGCAAAGUUAGCAGUGAAGAAAGGUUACAUUCCAAAACCCAGUGGUGACACAUUUCCUUGGUUUGCAGCCAUUGUGUGGGGAAUUGUACUGUGGAUGUUUGAGUAUGAAAGUGACACUCUACAGCCAUCACUCAAGUCAUCAAUGACCUACCUCUACCAUGACAGUAAUAAAUGGCAAAACUUAAAAAAUUUCCUUGUGUAUAACAAAUAGGUAUUGCUCGUAAAAUUUCUGUGAUAGAUUGGAAGCUGUUUAUUGGAAAAUUUGUUUCUAGAUAAACAGUCCUAAAACUAAAUAGAUAAUGAAAUUUUAAUAUAUUUUAUUUACCUUGUCUAAAAUAACCUAAAGUUAUUCAAUCAAAUACCCCAAAAAAUCAUGUCUAGCUCUAAAGGGAAACCUUUAGAGUAUUUUCAGAAAGAUAAAUGUCCAAACGUACCAGUAUGUUCUUUUCUAGGUGAAUCAAUGGUGAAAUAUUUAAUUUGUAUUAGAUAAUAACAAAAGU